Molecule: messenger RNA, 1420 nt
Organism: Salmo salar (Atlantic salmon)
Lineage: Eukaryota; Metazoa; Chordata; Actinopteri; Salmoniformes; Salmonidae
Product: asCystatin
Biological process (GO): regulation of transcription by RNA polymerase II
Cellular component (GO): vesicle; cytoplasm
Molecular function (GO): DNA-binding transcription factor activity, RNA polymerase II-specific; RNA polymerase II cis-regulatory region sequence-specific DNA binding; cysteine-type endopeptidase inhibitor activity
Source: RefSeq, a predicted model, not a curated record
CAGAUCCCACCUCGGUAGCUUGCUGCUAUCCGUCAUUGCCGAAACUUUCUAAGCUUUUUAGACUAUUUCGGUAUACUAGUCGCUGUGUGUUUUAAAUACACUUUUGUCAUAUCUAGUAGUUACCUCGUGAUUUCAUAUGUUCAUAUUAAUCAGCAAGCUGGCAGACACCUAUCGGUUAUCUUCAAACUAGAUUAGCACUAGCCUAGUUGCUAAUGAUAGCUAGCUAGUUAGCUAACAUCCCCGACCAUGAGCUCACUGAGCUACUUCCCCCCCUUGUUAAAGAAGAGGAUGUCUACUGGACAGAGAGACGCUCUCGUGAAAAAGGAGAAGGAAGAGCAGGCUGUCACAGUAAAAACAUUUUUUGAAGAAUUUACAAUGAAAGAAGAGGAAGAAGCUUUCAGAGUGAAAGAGGAGGAAGAGAAUGAGGAGGAGGGUGAGAUGACUGUCUCAUUGAAAGAAGAGGAGGAGGGUGACAAAGAGGAGACUGGAGAUCUUAACACCAGAGAGAGACCAGACUCUCGCUCUGAGAGUGGGAAGAGUCCUUCAGAGGAACCAGACGUAAAGAAGCCCAAACCAGCCAAACCACAUCAAUGCUCCCACUGCGGAAAUAGUUUUACUUGUUUAGUGGACCUGAAAAAGCAUAAGAGUAUACACACAGGAGAAAAGCUUUACCACUGCUCUCAGUGUGGAAAGAGGUUUUCAACAUCACAGUCAUUACAAUUGCACCAGAGAGUACACACAGGUGCAAAACCUUACCACUGCUCUGACUGUGGGAUGAAGUUUGCGCUGUCAGACUUGAAUGGUGCAGAGAUGAAUGCUUUUUGCACAAUUCUUGCGGCACUCACCAUGAUCUCUUGUGUGUUGGGGGACAAUUCCGGACAGUACUCCUAUGGCUCUGAUAUCACAGAGGCAGCCAACUUUGCCAUUGCCUUCCAUAAUCGCAUGAACAAAUAUGCUUUUGCAUACAAGGUCGUCGACAUUCUAUCUGCCACACCACAGAUUUACCCUCCUGCUCGGGUGAAGCACACCAUGACUGUCAAAGUGGGACAGACUGUGUGUAAGAAUGAAGCCAAUGUAAACUUGGCUGAUUGCAGCCUGCAGAAUUCUCUGGAUCUCAAGACAAUGAUCUGCCAUUUUGUCGUGCUUGAGGUCCCACAUUCUGCCUUUCCAACUCCAAGCUACCUUCUGGUGGACCAGUGUAAUUGACAUGGACUUGGAAUUUCAGUUUGUCAAAGCAUUCUGGAAUGAACUAACCCUGCUGCUGCAUCACCAUACAUCUACAAUUCUUUAAAAGCAUUUUAUUGUCAACACAAACACAAUAUUUGAAGCUUGACAUUUAAACUUUGAUUCACAGUCUUUGAACUCCACAGUCAAGUUCUACUGAUUAAUUAAGAGGUUAAUAAAUUACUUUAAAAAGGGA